Molecule: messenger RNA, 1026 nt
Organism: Amblyraja radiata (thorny skate)
Lineage: Eukaryota; Metazoa; Chordata; Chondrichthyes; Rajiformes; Rajidae
Product: zinc finger protein 135-like
Exons: 3
Coding region: 1-1026 (341 amino acids)
Source: RefSeq, a predicted model, not a curated record
AUGAAACAAAGAGCUUUAGCUGGGGUUGACUGCAAACAGGGCGAGGGCAGCUUCCAGACACUGAUAGUAACUCCAGCCGGGAACAACAGCGAGGUGAAGCUACAUCCUCCACUCUGGAACCGUGCUCUCUGCCAGCUUCCAUCCGUGGAUCGGGUGCACACGGGUGAGAAACCCUUCGGCUGCUCCACCUGCGGUAAGAGCUUUGCCCGGUUGUCGUGGCUGCGGGUCCACUCGCAGGUGCACAGCAGUGAGCGGCCUUUCACCUGUUCCGACUGCGGCAAAGGCUUCAAGUCGUCCACGAACCUGAAGAGGCACAGGCGCCUGCACACCGGGGAGCGGCCCUACACCUGUAGCGACUGUGGCAAUGGCUUCACUCAGUCCAAUCACCUGCUGGAUCACCAGCGCACACACACCGGCGAGCGCCCCAUUCAACUGCGCCCAGUGCGGCAAGGGCUUCACCAGCCCCUCCAAGCUGCUGUCCCACCAGCGGGAGCGCACCGGCGGCUGCCCCUUCCCCAGCCCGAUGUGUGGAGAGCGCUUUGCCAUGGCCUCCCACACCCUGUCUCACCAGCUCGUCCACACCAGUGGCCAGCCCUACGACUGUCUGAACCAAAGGUCUGUACUGCGGUGAGGCAUUUGACAGCUCGUGGGGGUUGCGGCAGCACCGGCGGACUCACGGCGGCGAGCGGCUGCUCCCACUGCGGCAAGCGUUUCAAGAGGGCACGGGGGCUGAGGGAGCACCAGCGGAUACACACCAGAGAGAGGCCCUUUGAGUGCGCUGAGUGUGGCAAGGGUUUCACCCGCAAGUCCAGCCUGUGGCAGCACCAGUGUGCCCACAGUGGUGAGAGUCCCUUCCCCUGCCUGCCCUGUGGUAAAGGCUUCACCCGCCUUGACCACCUGCUGGAGCACCGGCGAGUCCACACCGGCCAGCGCCCCUUCACCUGCCCGCUCUGUGGCAAGGCCUUUGCCCACUGCUCCUGCCUGCUGCCGAGGGACACCAGUUUGGUUCUUCGGUUGGAAACAUAG